AUGCCUUCCUGGCGUGUUAGUUUGACCAGCCCCGGCGGCGAGCGAACCCACACACAGAACGUCGACCAACGCACUCACGCAACUAUAUACAUCGAGGGAAAUACAGCGGAUGCUGACACCUGGAGAUUCGUCAAGUACGACGAGGAAACUCAAGCUAGACGCGAUUGGAUCUCUCAAUUCAUUUUCGUGGGCGGUGCUAUCAGGUUCAGCUCUGAUAUUGUAGACACAUUUGUUCGUUCUCCACCACCUGUUCAAGGACUUAUCUCGCGCGUCUCUGUACCUUAUACUGCAGGCCAACAACAGCACUGUGUUCUGCUACGCCAUGGCGACAUGGUGGAGUUUGAGGUGACACGCGCCAGUGUUCAGCUUGCGUUCGAUCCAGGUCCGGAAUAUGCACAUGUUCAGGUCGAGUCUUCAGGACCCGGAGCCCCCAGGAUCAAGCACGAGAUCAAGCAAGAAGCAGACACUGACGAUGAGGCCGAUGACGAGGCUGUUCAACCGGUUACGAAUGCUCAUCGUGCUACAUCAGCUGAAGAGUCCCAACACUUGUUCUCCACGAGCCGUGAGCACCUUAGUUCGACGCCACGUCCUGUCACAAGAGAGUCACAAGUGGUCAAGGAAACACCCAACCGCCGCCGAAUCAGAUCACAAAACGAGUCAACCAUCCCUGAGAGUCUUCCGAUAGGCGAUACAUAUCCAGAGCAGCCACAGUUCACCGGCGUUGCGGAUCCUGACAAUGGCUUACCUGGUACUCAAACUGGCGAGCUGCCAGAUACUUCGCCUUCCGAGACCCUUCACUUCCACGUACCCACACAACCCACUCCUUCUCCUCUCGAUCAAAGCUUCAGCGCUGCCGAAGUGGGCAUGCUUCUCUCAAAUCUCAACGAAGAUAAUCCUCCAUCGCAAGCACUGCUGCCAAUCCCUUCGAAAGAGAUGCCCAGCACAGUCGUCGUCCAAGGCCAGAUUCAGAAGGAUUCAUCAACCGAAGGACCGACGGAAGGAAUGAAGUCGCCAGAUACGCAAACCGCAGCUCCGACAUCAGAUACUGCUUUACUUUCAGACGUGGCUUCACCAGUGGAUAUCAUCAAUGACGAGAUCACGAAUGACAUGAACAUGAUGGGUGAUCAAGACGCCGCUGUCACUGAACCCAAGCGUACUCCCUCCGUGAUCAUCACAAGCAGAAAGAGGAAGACAGUCUCUGACAGCGACUCUGUGACGCUGUCUGCGAAGCGAGCAAAACUCGUCGAAGCUGAUACGAGUACUGCUGAAGUCACACCGGUAAGCACUGCCUCCGGAAGCUCCUCAAGGACCAAGAGUCUGGAUGAGGGAUUACCACCGAGACGUGUUUCUCAAAGGCACAAGAGCAUAGACAGCGAGAAUGCCCCAUCUGGCUCGCCGUCGCAUCCUGAUUGCCACUACAAGGCCAACCCUCCAGUCAUACUCUAUUCCAACACUAAGAUCACCGACAAAGGCAACCUGAUGAAGUUCCUGCAGAAACAGGGCGCUAGUCAGACCGAAGACAUCAAAAAGGCGAACUUCUUAUGCGUAGGCCCUGGAGAGCUUCUCAAGACACCAAAACUACUCCAUAGUUUGACUUUGGGCAAAACCAUCGUUACAGACAAAUGGGUGUCGCAAUCCACCGCGGCAGGCUCCUUGUUAGACGCUCGUGAGUUCCUCCCGGAGGAGCUCAAACCCUCCAGACACCUUGACCGCACGAAAGUCUUCACCGGCCAGGUCAUCUACAUCACGCCAGCGCAACGAUCAGCCUACAAGAAAGGAUGGGAUGAUGUGAUGGCCAUCAUCAGACAAGCUGGUGGCACGAACCCUCUGACGGGACCUCUGUCCAAACACAAGGCUGGUGCUAUCACGCUGUAUCUAGGCGCCGACAAAGACGACGAUGUCGCGGCAGAAUUACAAAAAAAGGGAGAAACAGUGUACAAGAAGGACAUUCUAGGAGCGAGCAUCGUUCACGGAGAGUUACUGACAGACGCGUCGUUGGAACUUGUUUCAGUAGAGACAGAUUCCACAACAGCAAAAGCAAAAGCAGAGCCGAAGUGCUCUAAGAAAGGUGGUCGCAAGAAGAAGAAGAAUUAG
Molecule: messenger RNA, 2094 nt
Organism: Aureobasidium namibiae CBS 147.97
Lineage: Eukaryota; Fungi; Ascomycota; Dothideomycetes; Dothideales; Saccotheciaceae
Exons: 2
Coding region: 1-2094 (697 amino acids)
Source: RefSeq, a predicted model, not a curated record